Messenger RNA from Plasmodium fragile, 2547 nucleotides. Its product is annotated as ribonucleoside-diphosphate reductase large subunit. Gene Ontology annotation, biological process: deoxyribonucleotide biosynthetic process; DNA replication. Gene Ontology annotation, cellular component: ribonucleoside-diphosphate reductase complex. NCBI's taxonomy places the organism in Eukaryota, Apicomplexa, Aconoidasida, Haemosporida, Plasmodiidae. The record is from RefSeq and is a predicted model, not a curated record. Gene Ontology annotation, molecular function: ribonucleoside-diphosphate reductase activity, thioredoxin disulfide as acceptor; ATP binding. The transcript has 2 exons. The coding region runs from base 1 to 2547 and encodes 848 amino acids.
AUGGCGGACGACGCGAAAAGACUACCACUCCCAGUGGACAAUGUAGACAUGAAGAAAAGCCCAUCGGGUCGGGUGUCUGAUGAUGGCAUUAAGAGGACGCCCUCAGGAAAACCAAUACAAACGAUGUAUGUAUUAAACAGGAAAGGAGAAGAAGAAGAUAUUUCAUUCGAUCAGAUCUUGAAAAGGAUACAGAGGCUAUCAUAUGGAUUACACGAGUUGGUAGAUCCUGCUAGAGUAACCCAAGGAGUGAUAAACGGAAUGUAUAGCGGCAUUAAGACUUGUGAAUUGGAUGAGCUAGCUGCCCAAACAUGUGCAUACAUGGCGACGACACAUCCCGAUUUCUCCAUCCUGGCGGCGAGAAUUACUACAGAUAAUUUACACAAGAAUACCAGUGAUGAUAUAGGAGAAGUGGCAGAAGCGCUGUAUAUGUACAAAGAUGUUAGAGGAAGAUCUGCCAGUCUAAUUAGUAAGGAAGUGUAUGAGUUCAUGAUUCAACAUAAGGACAGACUGAACAAGGAAAUCGAUUACACACGAGAUUUUAACUAUGACUAUUUUGGAUUCAAGACUUUAGAAAGGUCAUACCUCCUUCGUAUUAAUGGAAAAAUAAUUGAGCGACCACAACAUCUGCUGAUGAGAGUAUCGAUUGGGAUCCACAUUGGUGAUUUGGAAAAGGCAUUAGAGACAUACCAUUUGAUGUCACAAAAGUAUUUCACACAUGCUACACCUACCUUGUUCAAUUCUGGUACGCCCAGGCCACAAAUGUCUUCCUGUUUUCUCCUCUGCAUGAAAUCUGACUCGAUUGAAGGUAUAUUUGAAACACUAAAGCAAUGUGCGUUAAUUAGCAAGACAGCUGGUGGGAUAGGAGUAGCAGUACAAGAUAUUAGAGGACAAAAUUCAUAUAUUAGAGGAACAAAUGGAAUAUCCAAUGGGCUAGUACCAAUGCUUAGGGUAUUUAAUGAUACAGCUAGGUAUGUGGAUCAAGGAGGAGGAAAGAGAAAGGGGUCUUUUGCAGUUUAUAUUGAACCAUGGCAUUCAGACAUUUUUGAAUUUUUAGAUUUAAGAAAAAAUCAUGGUAAGGAAGAACUUCGAGCUCGAGAUCUUUUUUAUGCUGUGUGGGUACCUGACUUGUUUAUGAAGAGAGUGAAGGAAAAUCAAAAUUGGACUCUCAUGUGCCCAAAUGAAUGUCCAGGGUUAAGUGAGUCAUGGGGAGAAGAAUUCGAAAAACUCUACUUAAAAUAUGAAGAAGAAAAUAUGGGGAAAAAAACGGUGCUGGCACAAGAUUUAUGGUUUGCCAUUUUACAAAGUCAAAUAGAAACUGGUGUUCCUUACAUGUUGUAUAAGGAUUCUUGUAAUGCUAAAUCGAAUCAGAAGAAUCUGGGUACCAUCAAAUGUAGUAACUUGUGUUGUGAGAUUAUUGAAUAUACAUCUCCUGAUGAAGUGGCUGUGUGUAAUUUGGCUUCCAUCGCCUUGUGCAAAUUUGUAAAUGUGGAAAAAAGAGAAUUCAAUUUUAACAAGCUUUACGAAAUUACCAAAAUUAUUACUCGUAAUUUAGAUCAAAUAAUCGAACGAAAUUACUACCCUGUGAAGGAAGCUGAGAGGUCCAAUAAGAGACACAGACCCAUAGGGAUAGGAGUACAGGGGUUGGCGGACACCUUUAUGCUACUCAGAUAUCCAUAUGAAUCUGACUCUGCAAAAGAAUUAAAUAAAAGAAUUUUCGAAACCAUGUAUUAUGCUGCAUUGGAAAUGUCCAUGGAAUUGGCACAAGUGUAUGGACCUUAUGAAACGUAUCCUGGAAGUCCAGCUAGCCAAGGAAUUCUUCAAUUUGACAUGUGGAAUGUGAAGGUGGAUAAUAAGUAUUGGGACUGGGAUAAACUCAAGGCACAAAUAAAGAAACACGGAUUGAGGAAUUCUCUCUUGCUUGCUCCAAUGCCUACUGCUUCCACGUCACAGAUCCUGGGCAACAAUGAAUCUUUUGAGCCAUACACAAGUAAUAUUUAUUAUAGGAGGGUGUUGAGUGGAGAGUUCUUUGUAGUGAACCCCCACCUACUUAAGGACCUGUUCGAUCGUGGUCUUUGGGAUGAAGACAUGAAACAGCAGCUCAUUGCGCAUAAUGGAAGCGUGCAGUAUAUCAGCGAGAUACCUAGCGACUUGAAGGAACUCUACAAAACGGUGUGGGAGAUCAAGCAAAAGAACAUCAUCGAUAUGGCGGCCGACCGGGGCGCCUUCAUUGACCAGUCCCAAUCGCUGAACAUCUACAUCCAGAAGCCCACCUUCGCGAAGCUCUCCAGUAUGCACUUCUACGGAUGGGAGAAGGGGCUGAAGACAGGCGCGUACUACCUCAGAACGCAGGCCGCCACGGAUGCCAUAAAAUUCACAGUAGACACACAGGUGGCCAAAAAUGCAGCCAAGAUGAAGAACGAAGAGGGAGUAACCAUCACAAGGGAGGUGUCCAGGGAGACCAUUUCUACUGAAUCCACCGUCACACAAAAUGUCGUGUGUCCACUGCGUCGCAAUAAGGACGACCAGUGCUUGAUGUGCUCGGGUUGA